AUGGUAGAAGGAAAAAGACAGUCUGAUGGAUAUUACGACUACAUUAUAGGCGAAUGCAUAUACAGCACCAGUGAUUACAGUAAUAUGGUGUGUCUUGUAUCAUAUUCCUUCAAUAAAGUUGUGGAUGUUCAGUACAACAGCUCUGUGGGGGAGUUUGUGGGGUACACUGAACAAGGAGUGAAAUUUGCAGAGAACUUUAACAAAAACCAGGCAUACCUGCAGCAACUGAAAGCUGAAGUGAACAGAGUUUGCAGACAUAAUGCUCAGAUCUUUGACUCAGCUGUCCGUGAUAAAGCAGUACUACCGAAGGUUACAAUCAAGUCAGUGAAGCAGGCUGAAGGCAAACAUCCAGCUAUGUUGCUGUGCAGUGCAUAUGAAUUCUACCCUAAAAAAAUUAAAAUGUACUGGCUGAGAGACGGUAAAGAGGUGACCUCAGAUGUGACCUCCACUAUGGAGAUGGCUAAUGGUAACUGGUACUAUCAGAUUCACUCUCACCUGGAAUACACUCCCAAAUCUGGAGAGAAGAUCCAAUGUGUGGUGGAGCAUGCAAGCUCAACUCAACCUAUUACUAAAGUAUGGAAUCCACAUAUCUCUGAGUCUGACAGGAAUAAAUUUGCCAUAGGAGCCUCGGGUCUGGUGCUGGGAAUCAUCAUAGCGAUUGCUGGACUCAUUUACUACAAGAAGAAAUCAACAGGGAGGAUCCUGGUACCAAACUGACAGCAGUGGGACUGAUGUUACCCCAUGGCUACUUUAAGAAGACCUGAUUGGACAACUGAUGCACUCUUCAUUACACAACUUUCAUACACAUUCUCCUUAUAAUCAAUUCUUUGUUUUUGUAUUUUUAAAGUAAUAAUGAAAACAACAAAAAACAACAUCAAGCAUACUACAUGAUUUGUAUUUGAGAAUCUCCAUGUAAUAUUGUUUGUAAUCAAAUAGUGUACUUUAAAGAGAUUAGUUUAGUAAUUAUGUUUGCUUCAGCUCAAAUAUGGAAGAAAAGGGAAUGAUGAUGUAAAAAGGUUUUCAGUCUUAUGCUUUCAUGCCUGUUUAUACUAUUAUAAAACUAUACAAAGUUUUAAUUUAAGUCUGAGCUCAUUCUGCAUAAAUGGUUAAAAUAUGUCCUUUGCAUAGUAGAGAAUGCUUAUAAAAUGUAAGCAUUUAUUCAUGGCUCUUUGCUGGCCCCUACUGGCAUUUUUCUUAAUCGUGCACAGUUUCCAGUGUGAUUGCUUAAUUUAAUGAUUUUACUAAUACUACUGUUACUUGCAGAUAAAAACCACAUUUACAAAACAUCCAAUAUAUUGAGACAUUUUUAAUCUGUACAUUUUAGUUAAUAAUAAAUAUUUCUUUACAAA
Messenger RNA from Danio aesculapii, 1349 nucleotides. RefSeq names its product H-2 class II histocompatibility antigen, E-B beta chain. The record is from RefSeq and is a predicted model, not a curated record. Gene Ontology annotation, molecular function: MHC class II protein complex binding. Bases 1 to 717 code for a protein of 238 amino acids. The transcript is spliced from 5 exons. NCBI's taxonomy places the organism in Eukaryota, Metazoa, Chordata, Actinopteri, Cypriniformes, Danionidae. Gene Ontology annotation, biological process: immunoglobulin production involved in immunoglobulin-mediated immune response; peptide antigen assembly with MHC class II protein complex; antigen processing and presentation of exogenous peptide antigen via MHC class II. Gene Ontology annotation, cellular component: membrane; MHC class II protein complex.